AUGACUGUUUCAAGCACACCGAAGAGGCCCUGCUUGGAGCCAGCCAUUCCAAACCAUCUCAAAGUCAACCGCACUCAACCGCUCCAUCAUCCUCGUUGCUUCAGAGGCCCUCAACAAGCCUCCCACUCCGCACGCUUCCCCAAAGAAACAACAGCCAUCGUCACGAUCGACCUCGGCAUUCAACAUCUCCCCUCAACCGACCCCUCCGACGCAAUCGACACCAUUCGCCGAGCCAUCCGCACAAACUUGGGACCUCACCACUACGUCCGAUCGAGCUUCACAGACUCUUCAGGCUAUCGUAACAUAGUCUUCACUCUCUAUUGGAAAGAUGUCGCGUCCUAUCGAGAAUGGGAAGCUGCACUGCCUCCAGAUUGGUGGUACAGAGGGCUAUGUCCUGCUUCCGACAUCGGAGUAUUUAGAGAGCUGUAUACAGUCCCGAUUACUGAUACGGAGACUACAUUUGCUCUACCGGAUCCAGAGGGCUACUCAGUCAUCGCAGAGUCAAUGAGUGGUGAGACUGAUACCCAUGAGUAUUGGGGAUCGGCGAGGGAUCGUAUUCCGAGAUCACAGACGGAUACUCUUGAGCCAGAUGGCUGGCCAUCACUCACAGAGGAAUCACAAGCGUCUGACACCCGAGGGAGACUUGUUACUGUUGAACCACAUGAGAAUCUCUGUCUUAUUCGCUCUGGUCAAGUCUGGGAGAAUAGUACACCCGCAGAGAUCAAGUCAUACAACACAGAGAUCAAACCGACUCUCGACAGCGGCAUGGAGGAGCUUACCAAGAACAGCCAGCACUUUGGUUGCUUCUCCAACAGAUACAUGCGCAUAGAGGAUGAUGAUGGCAACCCAGUUGGCAAGACAUGGAGCAUCAGUAUGUGGGAGUCACUCGCACGACUUGAGAAAUGGUCUCUCACGCCCAAGCACAAGGAGAUCUUUGGCACACAGAUUAACCACUUCAAUCGGAUGGAGAGGGAGGGCGAGGAAGCCAACCUGAAUCUUUGGCAUGAGCUUAUGGUAUUGCGGAAGACUGAUCAAUCUUUCAUUCAAGUUUAA
Molecule: messenger RNA, 1053 nt
Organism: Fusarium tjaetaba
Lineage: Eukaryota; Fungi; Ascomycota; Sordariomycetes; Hypocreales; Nectriaceae
Product: phenylacetaldoxime dehydratase
Exons: 3
Coding region: 1-1053 (350 amino acids)
Source: RefSeq, a predicted model, not a curated record